AUGGAGAUGGUUGAAAUUGUGGCAAAGAGCGUGAGCCAACUGAAGCAAGCGAGAGUGGCAGUCAUAGCGUUGGGCUGCCCGUCACAAAUUGUCGUUCCUAUUGGUACCUACACUCCGGAUCAACUAAGGAAAGAAUUGCUGGCAUUUAACCAAACUAGUGCAACGAUCGCCACCUAUCAAGGAUACAGUCUCGCUAGGAUGAUUCUAAAAGCAGAGACCACCCACGAUAAAAGGGUAGUCAUAAUUUCAAAUGGUCAAACUUCAACUUGCCAUGCACCGAGGCCUGGAGAAGAAGAUGAGCGCAGCAUUGUCAUU
Ostertagia ostertagi is the source of this 315-nucleotide messenger RNA. NCBI's taxonomy places the organism in Eukaryota, Metazoa, Nematoda, Chromadorea, Rhabditida, Trichostrongylidae. The record is from the annotation of a GenBank genome assembly.